AUGGCAAUAACCAUGUUCUAACAAAAUGAAAACAUCUUCAAAAUAAAAAUAGAUGAAUUCAAUGAUCUUUGUUAAUAAAAUGCACUUACUUAAAGCAAACACUUAGUUUUUGAGAAGAUGAAACUUGUUUUUCUUUAAGCUGAGCAAAAAGUAAUCUAAUUGAAUAUAUGUUGAAGUUCAAAUUCAUGAAGUUGAAUUUGGAUCAUUUACAGAUCUUCAUCAAAAAGACUUUGCAUAGUAUAUGAAAUCCAACAAAACUCAUUUUUUUUUUUAGAAUUCCGAAAGAAACUUAGAGAUUUACAAUCUAAUCUUGAUAAAAUCCCUUUAUCAAAUAUUAGCAGCAAUAGUAAAAAAUAACCUCCUUCUCAAAUCAAAGGAAUUUAAAUAGUGAGAAACUCUGGAUUCUCGGUUAUUAGAAGCUGA
Paramecium primaurelia is the source of this 423-nucleotide messenger RNA. The record is from the annotation of a GenBank genome assembly. NCBI's taxonomy places the organism in Eukaryota, Ciliophora, Oligohymenophorea, Peniculida, Parameciidae.